AUGGAUGGUUUUGUGCAUAAGAAAAAAUCCUAUCUCCAAAGAUAUAGCAGCGGCAACAUGGACACCCGGAAUUCCAUUCAAGUUCCAAAACGUGGUAAAUCCAACUACGGAAUGGAACGCCUCAGUCUCUUCCCCCGACGCAACAUAAUAUCGUGUUUACGUAAUCGCUUUGAAUGGAUAUUAGUAAACGGAUACGCCGAUAUCGAAGCCUUCGACAAUUCCCAAGAAACCCUGGAAGAGAUGGAACAGGCUUACCCCGACGAGCCACAAUUAUCGUGGGAAAAACCCGCAAACUUUGAAGAAAUGGUGUCUGCAAAGUACGACGAGCUGAGGGAAAUGGCGAAGGAUAUGGGAAAAGACGAACGGGAACAUGACAUGGAGGUGACUGUGCAGUUCAUCGAAUUUAUACUGCAGUUGUGGCACGAACAACUACAAAGUUGCCCAGCCGAAGAAAGAGAAGGGUUCAAAGCAUUAUAUGUUCGUUCCAUCUACACUCAAACCCAAGACUACCUUAAACCCCUGCUCAGCCAACUCAAGGCAUUCAACGUUCUAGAAGAUAUUUCCGAUAGUUUAAAGGAAAUAGUAGGUCACCUGCUAAACGCAAAUUACUCGAGGGCUAGAGACGUUUAUGUACGAAUGGCAAUCCUUCACGACCCUUGGCCCAUCGUGUUGAAGGACGAAAGGAAGAGGAAGUUUAUUCAGGGAUUGGAGAGGUUAAUGGCCAAGUCUCAAGAGUUCUACCCCACGGAUCCAUCAAGAUGUGCCGAAUACGCCCCAGAACGUGAUCAGCUUCUUUAA
Zophobas morio is the source of this 798-nucleotide messenger RNA. RefSeq names its product pre-mRNA-splicing factor 18-like. The record is from RefSeq and is a predicted model, not a curated record. Bases 1 to 798 code for a protein of 265 amino acids. Gene Ontology annotation, biological process: generation of catalytic spliceosome for second transesterification step; RNA splicing. The transcript has a single exon. NCBI's taxonomy places the organism in Eukaryota, Metazoa, Arthropoda, Insecta, Coleoptera, Tenebrionidae. Gene Ontology annotation, cellular component: U4/U6 x U5 tri-snRNP complex; U5 snRNP; U2-type post-spliceosomal complex.